AUGGCAGCAGCAAAUAUCCCAGUCGGAUAUUAUACUCACCUCAACUUCGCCUUUGCAACGAUCGAUCCCACCACUUUCGAAGUCCAAGCGACGGAUGACACUAGCGAAGCCAUGAUGACCGACAUUCAGACGAUCCGCAAGCUCCAACCCGACGUGGAAAUAUGGAUUUCCCUUGGCGGUUGGAGCUUUAAUGACCCAGGUGCGACACAGACUACGUUCUCUGAUCUGGCAUCAACCGAGGAGAAUCAGGAUGCAUUUAUCAAAUCUCUCAAUUCAUUCAUGGCUACUUAUGAAUUCGAUGGUGUUGACCUUGACUGGGAGUAUCCGGUCGACACGGACCGCGGUGGCAGUGAGGAUGACUUUGACAACUUCACGGCCCUACUCAAGAAAGUCAAGCAGAAGGUCAAGGGGGCUGGAUCAUCCAAGGGCCUUUCAAUCACUCUUCCUUCGAGUUACUGGUACAUGCAGCACUUUGAUAUCGUGAAAAUGGAACCUUACGUUGACUGGUUCAAUAUCAUGUCCUACGAUCUUCACGGCACGUGGGACAUGCCUGACAAAAAUGUUGGCCCCUAUCUGAACGCCCACACCAACAUCACCGAGUUGCAAACGUCACUCGAUCUCCUCUGGCGAAACAACAUCGAUCCAGAUAAAGUUGUCCUUGGCAUGGCCUUCUACGGUCGCAGCUUUACAGUGGUGGAUCCGAGCUGUACCGAACCUGGCUGUGAGUACAUUUCUGCGGGUAACGCUGGAAACUGCUCCAAUACCGCCGGUAUCCUGUUGAACCCGGAGAUCAAAAACAUCAUAUCAGACAACAAGUUAAAGCCCACUUUGCACAAGGAUGCAGGAGUCAAGGCGUUAAGCUGGGAAAGCCAGUGGGUGGCAUAUGAUGACGAGGACACCUGGAAGCUCAAGGCCGAAUGGGCUAGCAAGCAAUGCAUCUCGGGGGUCAUGGUUUGGGCACUCAGUCAAGACGAUGAUAGCGCAUCUAACGCGAAGGCUCUCGUGUCCGCCGUUAAUCGGGAGGUGAUCGAGCCUGUCACCAUUGAGCCUGCGAAGAAAACAACCGUGACUACAUACACCAACUCAGUGAACAACAUCUGCCGCUGGACUGCAUGCGGCGAGAACUGCCCUAGCGGUUUCAAGGAGGUACCACGCGAUGGCACAGAGCUGAUGAUGACUGAUACCACCGGGUGCGUCAAGACAUCAGAUGGGAAACCACAGACCAAAUUUUGCUGCCCCGCUGACAAGAAGCAACCGACCUGCACAUGGCGCGGGUACCAUUCUAGUGGCGUCUGCAGCGCAGGCUGUCAUGAUGGUGAGGUGAAAGUUGGCACGCUCUCCGAAGGUUGCAAUAUUGGUCAUCAGGUUGCCUGCUGCACCAACGAAGAUGUCACUAAGCCAUACUCAAGGUGCGAAUGGGUGGGCACAUCGCCACUGUGCGCGGAAAAAGGCAAGGAUGCCGAGUGUGACAACAACUAUUCGGACAAACUUGUUACAUCCAGCAACGGAUUUGGUGGGGACAAGACUUGUGGGCCCGGUAGGAAGUCCUAUUGCUGUACUAGCAUUCCCGAUGAGUUCACGCAGUGCGCAUGGUACAGCCAUGGGAAAGCCAUCGCUGACGGGGUUCCCGACGAUUAUUACUGCGAGGCCGAUUGCCCUGAUGGGACGGUUCGACUGGCGAUGCACAAGGGCAGCUGUAAGAAGGGAUUCCAGGCUUUCUGCUGUAAGGGCAAGGCGCGGAAGAAGACGUUGACGGCGCGCAGUACCUAUGGGAAUCUGGAGUACGAAACGUUCGUACGCCUUUUGGAGGACUAUAUGAAGGCCCCGUAUUGCCCAGCGACGCAAGAAAGUGGUAUGGACUACUACUACGGAGUCCUCACAAAGCGAGACUCGUCUUCCAGCACUUGUUCGCCCACCAACUGGACACAGCUCAUGCAGUUGCUGUUCAUAUUGUUCCGCAGCGAUUUGACACCGUCGCCGCAAAUGAUCAGCGCUUAUAAUGAAGGCUUCGCUGACAACUAUGACUACCAGCUCACGUAUGGCAAUCUCACGACCACGGUGAUUGACACGCUCCAGAGCGGGUUCGAAGACUUCCGCGCGUGGAUCACUGACAUGAUGUUGAGUCCAAUCGAUGCAGGGCCGAUGAUUCGAGAAAUCACACAGGCUGAGGACGACUAUUGCUACGAGGAUGGGGAGGAAGAGGGAGAAGACGAUGGUUACCUUGACACGAGAGACCUCGAAGUCCUUGAAGAGCGACGCCUCAACCCCGUCGAAGGAACUUCGAACGUGGCUGCCCAGCAGGGUGCCCCAAGCGUGAUCACUAUCUUACGGGCCAUCAAUGAUGGCACCAUACCUCUAAACUACGCCCGUUGGAUUCACUACGGCGCAGCAACCGGUGCCCACCCCGAAGGGCCGACGCUAGAGUUGGCCUACUACCUUGGUACAGAGGAGGAGAUGGGCCAGUCAAACCCGCCAGAAACAGUCGAUUCCAACUUCGACCAGUUCAGAGAUCCCGCUCAGGGCACAGUUCCCGACCGCUUCGUGGUGUUCCACGUCCACUUUGACGCGAACCAUCCGACUUUGACGACGGGCGGCGGCCGCACCCUCCCCGCCACAUCCCACGUGAACAUCUUCCACGGCCGCUACACCGUUCAAGACGGACGAAACCUCCGUGUCUACAACCGUGAGACACGCACUCGUGGCGGCGGCCCUGGCCGCAAUGCUCGCAGUCCUGUUUUCGUGUGUCAUCGCCGCAGCAGAGACCGUACCUCCACCUGGUACCCGAUUGGGGCCCAGGUAAGACUCGCGGUUCUGAAUCGCCAGUACGGCCGCAACCGUUAUUCUGAUGUCUUCCAGACCUGGAUGCGGACAUUGCAGCUGGCGGGGUACUUUACCCCCGUGGUCUGGCGAAUUCCUUAUCCCAGUCUGGAGACUAUUGACGAUCAUACUGUGGACUGGACUCAGUUGGGUGCCUACCGAGGAGGUACAGAUAAUAGAGCGAUGGGAACGAGCUUUGCCAUGGAGAAUGGACAGCUUAACGAGAAUAUGCAUGUCCAUCAGUUCGAUCCGCCGUCUGGGGGCCACACGGAACUGAAGUGA
Molecule: messenger RNA, 3099 nt
Organism: Aspergillus mulundensis
Lineage: Eukaryota; Fungi; Ascomycota; Eurotiomycetes; Eurotiales; Aspergillaceae
Product: glycoside hydrolase family 18 protein
Exons: 5
Coding region: 1-3099 (1032 amino acids)
Biological process (GO): carbohydrate metabolic process
Molecular function (GO): hydrolase activity, hydrolyzing O-glycosyl compounds; chitin binding
Source: RefSeq, a predicted model, not a curated record